GCCUCCAGAGUGUUUUAUAAUAAUUCGAUGUUUUACUCCGGAAGCCUUGGUGGCAGUAGCUUAAUAGAUUUUUUACAAAAGCUGUCAUACUGGUGGUUGGAUGAGCGAAGAAAUAUUUUUGUGACGUACUUCCGCACUUGGAACCGCGUCCGGAACCGCGGAAAUUUGAAAAACAUUGCUGCUUGUUUCAUUAGUUUCAGAAUGGAGCCGCGGGUGGCGUUUUUCGCUAAAGUGCGUCAUUUAGUGGGACAUUUGGAGAAAGAAACUGCACAUCUCCAAGAUAUAACGGAGAACCAAAACUACGAUGACACCACUGGGGGAGCUUGUCUGUCAACAUUGCAUGAGCUGCAAUCAGAAGUAAGAGGGUUCAAGUCGCAGAUACAACAGGAACUCGUGAAAAGCCGAGAGGAGAGGGAGGAGGUGGUGAGCUUCAUACACACGUGGUCAGAAAAGAGACAACAAGUCAAGGAAGCCCUUGACAUAUUGGGCUGCUACCUGGAGCAAUAUGGCUACAAACCCAGACAUUUAAAACAGAAUCACCCAGCUCCAGGGACUGAACAUGCAGAGUCAGAACCUCAGUCUGAGGAGGGGGCAGAGGUUGAGGAAGAGGAGGAGGAGACUGAGGGGGAAGAUCAUGGCACAGAGGGGGAAGACCAAGGCGAGCAUCUGGAGCAAGAUGUGGACCCGGACGAGCUUACCCCAGAGAGGAUGGCCCCCUCCCUGUUCACCGUCAUGUGUACCCCGAAGCUCACCGACUUUGGCCUGUCAGAGCUGCACUUGCAGAAUAUGCUGAAAAACUACGGGGAGGCCGAGGAACCUACACCACUGGCCCCAAAGGGACUCCUGUCGCCGCUCUCCAUGACAACCAUGCAGCUUCCGAUGCCCAAGACGCCCAAGCGCCACCUGAAACUGGACGAGGAUGCACCCACCCCGCAACCGGAGGACUUUGGCAUCUCAGAGCACACCAUGUGCUUCAGCAAUGACUUCACCAUGGACCUUUUCCGCAAGCAGCCGCUAAAGCCUGCCAGCAAGCUGAACCCUAAUGGGCCAGUGGAAAAGGUUCCCCUGUUGGCGCGGUCUAACGCAGCACCAGCACCCUUCUCUCCCAUGGUCUUCAGCGAGUAUAUGGAUACCCCUGAAACACCAGAGAUCCGUACACCAGGAUUCAGGCUCAUAAAGAGGGCUUCUCCACGUACCCCAGUCCGGAGUUGCGACGGCAACAUGGAGUCCCCCCCGAGCCAGUCCAGUGAUCUUAUCUCCCCUGAACUCCCCACAUUUGAGACGCCUUAUUGUCGCAAACUCCUGAGUGUUAAAAAGGACAUUACAUCUGAUGAGUCGACCACACAGAGGCCAGGGCUGAGCAACCCUGUCGAACACCCUCCGGCCCUGGACCAUCGACACACCGUAUCCGAGGACAUUCCUGUGAUGCCAGUCAAACUGUGUGAGGAAGAGCUGCAGCGCACGCCCGAGAUGCCAACCUUGCAGUCCAUUCUGGGCCGCACUCUCCAAAGUAUGCAGGUAGAAACCCGUAGCUUCUCUAUAGUGAACAUGGGAGGAGAGCCAGCUCCUAAGGAACCUACACCUCCUGUUUUGGAUCUUCAGGAGAACCACACCCAGGAGUGGAACCUGGCCAGCCCACGUGUCAGGAUGGACUACGAAUCAGAAGCACGGACCCCAGAGAUGCCGGAUAUGAGCGCCAUCACCCAGGACAUCUUCAAACUGGUGUCUCAGUGCAACACUGAGAUGAAGUCAGCCGGCGUCCAGCCUCCCCUCAAAGCAGCACUGCAGGCCACAGGGACAGGAAAGGAGAACCAACAAACCAUACAACUUCAGAGCCUAGCGCUGGUGACGGAGAAGGAGUUCCUGGGCCUGGCCAGCUACCUCAGGCAGAUCCCCCUCGGAAAACUGAAUGAGGCCAUCCAGGAGAUGAACACCGCGCUGCACCAGCGACAGAAUGGUGAGCAUUUGGACCCAACAAGGUUCCUGAUGGACGAGCUGAGGAGCAUCACGGGCGUCGGGGCAAAGGCGCCCAUGUUCCUGCUGUGCCUGACGCAGCUGAAAAGAGUAGAGCACAUCCACGGAGCAGGAAACAGCGCCAUGUACAAGCUGAUCCCUUCACACACAUGAACACCCCCACAGCCCACUCAAACAGGCUUCAUUAACCUGGAUUGGGUCUCAACGGUCAUUUCAAUUCUAUCAGUUUAUGAUUGACGCUCAUUCAAGAUGGGUUGUUUGACAUCUAAUGUGUAUGUACCACAUACUGUGUUUUGGUCAUAUGCAGACAUAUGGUUGUCAUACUGUGUGUAUAUACAUAUUCUCUGUGUUAUCUGUCGUGUCAGCCCAAAAGAAGAGGCUGUAUGUAGUUUUAAGCAUGCCAUGUUCUUUUUCGUUGUGGACAAGAUAGUUUUGUCCAGUCAACCUUGUAGAAGUGGCAGGCCGCUGUUAAACUCUUAGAUUGCACUAGGUGGAAAUAAUUAUAAUCAUGUCUUUAUUUACUAUUUUUAAAAAUACAUUCUAGAAGACAGCACUUGCUCAGCCUUUGUCCUUCAUGGCCUUGUGUUGAUUAUGGUGACAUGAGAGAAGAGGUCAAAUGACAAUUUUGAGAUUCUACAUUUGUAAUGUAUAUAAUAACCUUUAAUAAAUGUUGUAUGCAAUGUU
Messenger RNA from Clupea harengus (Atlantic herring), 2658 nucleotides. RefSeq names its product spindle and kinetochore associated complex subunit 3 (gene ska3). Gene Ontology annotation, biological process: mitotic cell cycle; chromosome segregation. Gene Ontology annotation, cellular component: outer kinetochore; spindle microtubule; kinetochore. Lineage: Eukaryota; Metazoa; Chordata; Actinopteri; Clupeiformes; Clupeidae. The record is from RefSeq and is a predicted model, not a curated record.